Molecule: messenger RNA, 1169 nt
Organism: Betta splendens (Siamese fighting fish)
Lineage: Eukaryota; Metazoa; Chordata; Actinopteri; Anabantiformes; Osphronemidae
Gene: spi1a
Product: Spi-1 proto-oncogene a
Exons: 5
Coding region: 132-908 (258 amino acids)
Biological process (GO): regulation of transcription by RNA polymerase II; cell differentiation
Cellular component (GO): nucleus
Molecular function (GO): sequence-specific DNA binding; DNA-binding transcription factor activity, RNA polymerase II-specific
Source: RefSeq, a predicted model, not a curated record
UAUAGGUCCUCGCUUUCAGUUCCCAUUUGUCUGGUGAAGUCAACGCUUGACUUCGGGGGUUUGUCACCGAAGCCACAAGAAAACUUUACCAACAGCUUUAGCAACGAAGAUUUUCAUGCUGCCGUGUUUAUAUGAUGGACAGCUAUGUCAUAUCUUCUUCCUCAGAGGAAAUAAUUCCAAAUGAGCCAGAGACCUGCCGAACCACAGAGCUGUACCCCUACCUCACGAAUGUAGGGGAGAUUUAUGAAGACCACAGAUGGACCUUUCAGUCGGAGCGAAUCCAGGCGGCUGACUUUGAGAACUCCCCCGUGAAUCACUUCACAGAGCUUCAGUCGGUGUCGCCUCAGCAGCUGAUGCCGCCGUACCGCUACAGCAGUGAGCCUCUGCCCCUUCCCCUGGACCCUCCACUCGCACCCCUCUCUGUGUCACCACAAAUCCCAUAUUACACUUCAUCCUUGUGCUACCAGUAUCCACCUCCUGCCUCGCCUGCCCAUUACUACUCAGAGGAGGAACAAAGAGAAAUCAGUCCCUCACUUGAGGUGUCAGAUGGGGAGGAUGAAUUUGAACAUCACAACCACUCUUUCAGGAAAGACACUAACAGCAAGAAGAAAAUCCGCCUGUACCAGUUCCUCCUGGAUUUGUUAAAAAACGGCGACAUGAGUGACAGUAUCUGGUGGCUGGACCAGGACAAGGGCAUCUUCCAGUUCUCCACAAAACACAAGGAAGUACUGGCCAGCCACUGGGGUCUUCAGAAGGGAAACCGCAAGAAAAUGACCUAUCAGAAAAUGGCUCGGGCUCUGAGGAACUAUGGUAAAACUGGAGAGAUUAAAAAAGUUAAGAAGAAGCUAACAUACCAGUUCAGUGAGGAAGUUUUGAGGAACCUCUAUUUGCGUCAGUAUCGUCAAUGAUGACGGUGAAAUGUCUGUAUCUUGCUUAACCAGAAUCACUAAAGUAGCCAAGAUUGUGUUUGACCUUUAGAUUUGCAACUUUUUUCACAGGUUUUCUUAAGUAUUUAUUUGUAAUAGAAGGGUCGUCUUUUGCUGUGUGUGUGUGUAUGUGUGUAUUAAAGCUUGAUUAUAGAUUAAGGAGCAGUGAAUGAAAACACAAACAUCUUAGUGUGUUUAUAUUUUUUGUCCUGAAUAUGUAAAUAAAAUUUGUGUUGCACUCUU